AUGGCAGAAUGGGGACAUCUGGGCACGCUCUUCGAUACUCUGGCGAGUCACUCGCCUAUGCUCGGUCGUUUAUGGCUCUUUCUCAUGCUCGUGUUCCGGAUCGUGAUCCUCGGAACCGUUGCCGAUGACUUGUUCGAGGACGAGCAAGACGAAUUUACCUGCAACACCCUCCAGCCGGGCUGCAAACAGAUGUGUUACAACAUGGCCUUCCCGAUCUCCCAGUACCGGUUCUGGGUGCUCCACAUCGUUCUCAUCGCUACUCCGUCCUUGGUUUUUCUCCUGUACGCCAUACACCAUCACAACAAGAGAGUCAACCACCUCAAAACAUGCAAAUACAGCAAUGAGAACUUAAAAAACGAGAACCGUUUCAGGAAAUUCUACAUCAUCAACCUGCUUUUGCGUAUCGGUGCAGAAGUGGGCUUCCUUGCGGGUCAGUGGAAGCUGUACGGCUUUGAGGUGAAAGAGCAAUUUGAAUGUGAACGCUUCCCCUGCCCAAAGGUUGUGGACUGUUUCGUCUCCCGUCCUGCAGAGAAAACCGUCUUCCUCUACUUCUACUUCAUUGUAGGGAUAUUAUCAGUAGUUAUCACCUUCUUGGAGCUUUGGUACUGCCUCAUCAAGUGGUUUUUUCGCCCUACAAAAGAUCCACCUCCCCGGGACACCUGUGAUUGUCUGGACGAUAACCAAGAGGUGAAAGAAAAUGCUAAAAACGAACAGAUAGAAGAGAGCACUGCAGGAAGAAAUAGUUCUAGGAAAUCCCAGAACUCCCGAUCCGGAGUUUCAGAAAACUAUCGCAAAAGCCUCCUAGUGUGA
Molecule: messenger RNA, 810 nt
Organism: Oryzias melastigma (Indian medaka)
Lineage: Eukaryota; Metazoa; Chordata; Actinopteri; Beloniformes; Adrianichthyidae
Product: gap junction delta-3 protein
Exons: 1
Coding region: 1-810 (269 amino acids)
Biological process (GO): cell communication
Cellular component (GO): connexin complex
Source: RefSeq, a predicted model, not a curated record